This is a messenger RNA of Juglans microcarpa x Juglans regia, 1011 nucleotides long. Its product is annotated as F-box protein At1g70590. Gene Ontology annotation, molecular function: protein binding. The transcript has 4 exons. The record is from RefSeq and is a predicted model, not a curated record. NCBI's taxonomy places the organism in Eukaryota, Viridiplantae, Streptophyta, Magnoliopsida, Fagales, Juglandaceae. Bases 1 to 1011 code for a protein of 336 amino acids.
AUGAAGCUGCAGCCAACUUGGCCGGGUCGAUCCGACGGCUCUCGCUUCUCAUCCAUUCCGUUAUCGAAAAUCAACGGUUCAAAGAACAGAAACAUAUCAAUUCCAUCUUCGAGCCGGCAGAUUCCGUUCUGCUCCAGACCGUCGGAGCAGGUGCACGAUUUCUCUACCCUACCGUACGACGUCGUAGCGAAGAUCGCAGGUUCGUUCAGCCUCCAAAACCUGCGAUCGGCGUCGCUGGUGUGCAAGUCGUGGUGCGAGGCUCUCCGGCCUCUGAGGGAGGCGAUGCUGUUCUUCCGCUGGGGGAAGCGGUUCAAGCACGGCCGUGGUGGGGUUCGCCUAAAUCUGCACAAGGCUCUCGACUCCUUCCUCAAAGGCGCGGCUCGUGGCUCUACUUUGGCUAUGGUCGACGCCGGUUUAAUCUACUGGGAACUGGGCAAAAAGGACAAGGCCCUAGCUUUGUACCACAAAGCGGCGGCUCUUGGCGACCCAGCUGGACAGUGCAAUUUGGCUAUUUCUUAUCUGCAAGCGGAAUCUCCAAAUACUAAGGAAGCUCUUAAAUGGCUAUAUAAAGCUUCCCUCGCUGGCCAUACCCGUGCUCAGUACCAAUUUGCGCUUUGUCUGCAUCAGGGUCGUGGGACGGAUCCCAAUAUACAAGAGGCCGCUAGAUGGUAUCUAAAAGCCGCCGAAAGUGGGUACAAGCGUGCCAUGUACAACGUCUCGCUGUGCUACUCAUACGGGGAAGGCUUAGUGCACAGUCAUCGACAUGCGAGGAAAUGGAUGAAGCGGGCAGCUGAUCGCGGUCACACUAAGGCUCAAUUGGAGCACGGACUGGCUCUCUUUUCUGAAGGGGAGAUGAUGAAAGCUGUAGUGUACCUGGAACUUGCCACCCGUGCCGGUGAAAGAGCGGCAGCUUCUGUCAAGAACGUAAUUCUCCAACAACUGUCAGCAAAUUCACGCGAUCGAGUCAUGUUUCUUGCUGACAAUUGGUGUGCUUUGCCUUCAUCUCGCUGA